This is a messenger RNA of Macrosiphum euphorbiae (potato aphid), 1008 nucleotides long. NCBI's taxonomy places the organism in Eukaryota, Metazoa, Arthropoda, Insecta, Hemiptera, Aphididae. The record is from the annotation of a GenBank genome assembly.
AUGGAGUUUUUAAUAUUGUUCAUUUUUAAUACUUUCACACUAGCAAUGUCUAAGCACAUCGAAUUAAUUCCGGAACUAUGCAAAGCAGGUGAUUCAUUUAUGGUAAAUCAUCGAAAACCAACCAUUCAUGGUAUUCUCUCAGCAUUGGUGAAUACAAAUAAACAAUGUUUGAGUAAUUAUUCGUUAUUAAAGGUCAAGAGAAACGGUGGAAUUGUAGAUUUUGAAAUUUGUUAUGAUGAGUUAUCAUUGAAGACAAUUUACGUAAAAUUUGAAAUCGAUGGCAUUUCACUUAAAAAGUUUGUAACUGUGAUUAUACCACCAGUUUCGAAUCGAAAUAUCAAUUUGUAUCCGGAAAAUAUAGCGUGUUUUUAUACAAAAAACCAUCAAACAGCUCUAUUUAAGUAUAUAUAUAACAACGGAGAUACGAUUACUGAUUCAUCAUUUUUAACCGAAGGACAUUUAGCAAGCAAUGCCGAUUUUUCUGAAAACUUUAAGCAACUGGGAACUUUUUUUUAUGCUAACAUAACGCCUCAAUGGAAAUCCAUUAAUCAACAUGCGUGGGCACUUAUUGAAUCUGCCAUUAGAUCGUAUGCGAUGGAUAACGACAAGAAGCUGGAAGCGUACGCGGGCACGCACGGACAGGCGAUGGUGAACGGACAGCCGCUGUUCCUGUCGGGCGAUGGUCGUAUGCCUGUGGCCUCGUGGCUGUGGAAAGCCGUCGUCGACCGGUCCACUGGCGCCGGCAUCGCGUUCGUCUGCUCUAACGACCCGUUUGAAAGGGCGGCCAGCCCUCCCUGCGGCGACAUGGACGUUUGCGUGGACGGCCACUGGCACGCCGCAGUGGUGGCCGGCUGGUCGUUUUGCUGCACUUUGCAACAGCUCGUGGAGACGGUCCCGGGGGCGGCGGCGGCCAUAGUCGGUGGCGCCGGUGUGAAGUUGUUGAAAAGACAGUCAGCUUGCACCGCCACCGACGUCUCCCGAGAGCGCGGCGACGACGGACGACGAUGA